This is a messenger RNA of Cladocopium goreaui, 2735 nucleotides long. Lineage: Eukaryota; Dinophyceae; Suessiales; Symbiodiniaceae. The record is from the annotation of a GenBank genome assembly.
UAGUACGCGAAAAAUUCGUUCCAGGGCUGCUGUGAGCUCCCUCACUUGUUUCAAUGUCGAAACUAUGCGGCGUUCUCGCCCGACAAUACGUGGACUUCUUGUCUGGUGCUCCCAGACUGAUUCUUUUGCUUGCCAUCACUGUUUGUGGGCUUUGCAUCCCUUCUGCCUCGAGGUUUCUUAGCUCUACCCAGAAUGUCUACAGUGAGAUUGCAGGUUCCAGAUCAGCGGUGGCAAGGGAAAAGAUGAAAGAGUAUUUUGGACAUCUACCGCCAGAAAGUGAUCUUAUCCUUGUACAGCAGCAGCGUGAGGAGGCCUUUGCCCCUUCACCAAAUCUGGUAAGUUCGGGCUUGCUGGUGGAGAUUUCUACAAUGACUCAGGAUUUCCUUCAAAGUCGCGGAUUUUCUGACAUCGAAGUGGACAGCUACCCAGUCUUCCAGGAGCAGGGCUUUCCGCACAUUGCCUCACAGCUGGUGUCCGAAGACCUGCGCUCCGCGCUUCUAGUGCUUCGGCGGAUCGGCGUGCCCAUCAACAAGACAGUGGGGGCUUUAGAGUCUGAUCUCAUUCUGGAGCUCAGACGACGCUAUUUGGAUGUUAGUGACUCUUCCUUGGCUUACAUUGGCGUGGCGGGUAUCGCACCGUUUGUUGUUGAUGGGUCCAGAUCGGCGGCAAAGGACCUGGCGAGGAGCAAUCCCAUUUGUAUCCCACUAUGCUUCAUGGUGCUGGCUUUCGUCGUGCAAUCAUGGCGGUUGAUGCUGAUAACUCUUCUUUGUAUGAUUUGCGCCAACACAGUUUGCUUCGCCUGCUUGUCCUGGAUGGCUGAUUCGGGCGUGGUCAUGUCUACUAGUGUACCUAUCAUGGGGGAGUCCUGUCUCAUGGCGUUGACCUUUGAUUAUUCGUUGUUUUUGCUCGUGCGAUUUCAAGAGGAGAUUGCCAUUGGAAUGACUCACCAAGGAGCUGUGACAGCAUCGGUGCGUCGCAGUGGCCAUGUGAUUUUGGCCUCUGGCUUUACCCUUUGCUAUUGCGCCAUGGCGGUGCAACAACUGCCGUUGCAGGAAUCCUUCAGCCUCAGCAUAGGCAUCCUUGCCGCAAUUCUGUGUGCUAUGGCGGUGAACCUGUUCAUCACUCCGACUGUCCUCUUAGCAUUUCCUGACUUUGUGGCCUCGGGAACAGAGCGCGCAGAUGUGGUCAUUCAUGAGAAUGAUUAUGAAAAGUGCGGACCGAUUGCAAAUGGCAAGGAUCACGGUUUGCUGGGAUCUGGAAUUUAUGCAUGGAACAGGGCUGCCGCGGUGCGGCAUCAAAGCAGAGCUUUUAGCUACGAUAGUUCGGAUGAAGGAGAGAUCAGUUCCUCUGGAUCCUCUGAAGACGAUUUGGAGGCAGGCUUUGGGUCGAAGCAAAGCUCCCGAAAGCUGCGGCAGAUGGAAGUUCAGAAGCGGCGUUCACAGGCAGCGCAGCGUAAUAUCUCUGAUUUCUGGAGGUGGUGGUCCCGUUUGUGCACUUCGCGUCCAUGUUCAGUUUUGGUUCUGCUGCUGGUGAUCGUGGUCUCCGUCCUGGCCUUCACAGGUCCUACAGCCAUUCACUUGGAUCGGAGCCAGGGCACUAUGGACUUCGCCAUGCUUGGUCCAGAAGACUCCCAAACGCUGGAGACUCUGAAUCGAGUUGGCAAGGACUUUUCGGAAGGCAUAAUGGGGCCAACUACUCUUAUGUUUGUGGCGAGUUCUCCCGGAGCCAGUAUUCUCCAGCCUGCGGUGUGGGACAGCAUGACAUCGAUGCUCAAGUUCAUUCAUGAUAGCAUGCUAAGCAAUGGUGCUUUGGGAUCCAUAGGAUCACCGAUGUACUUGAGCAGUCCUGAGAAGAUGGUAGAAGUGAAAGUGGACCAAGCCUUGAUGGCAGAACGCACCUCACCGGGCCCUACAACCCCGACACAGCUGAAGGAGCUCAAAUACACCAUGGGUCAAAUGCUGAAUGCCCAAAGAACGGCAGCUUUGGCCCUGGUGACACCAAAUCUCAGAUUGACCUCUCCAGAAGCAACCAAGUGGACAAGGGAGCUGCAAUCUGCUAUAAAUGUCCAGAAUGCCAGAGCUGACACACCAGUGCACAUUUACAUGGUGUCGCAGAAUAUGCAGAUGCUGGAUGUGGAAGAAGGUGUUUUUGGCCGUGUGCCCAAUCUCAUUAUCUUCAGUCUAGUGGGCUGCCUCGUGAUGAUCGGUUUGAUCUUUAAAUCCGUAAUGAUUGCCGUCAGAGGCCUGGUGACCAUUGUCUUUACACUGGCGGUCGUUUAUAUGGCUGCGCAUGGCAUUUUCCAAUUCGGAUGGUUACGAGCCAUUGGCAUCCCCGUUGGUGGAACAGAAGGACUCUUUUUUAUGGUGCCCGUGACAACUUUUACCAUUGUGCUGGGGCUUGCACUUGACUAUGAUAUUUUCUUGCUUGGCCGAAUGACAGAGCUUCGAGAACGAGGUCUUCCUACGCUUGAUGCUGUUGCAGACGGUGUGGCCCAAACUGGUCAUGUCAUCACUUGCGCAGGACUGAUGAUGGCAAUAGCCUUUGGAGGAAUGUUGCUUUCUGACGUACCCGGCAUGAGACAGUUGUCCUUCAUCUUCACCCUAGGAGUGCUCAUCGAUACUUUUGUGGUGCGAACCAUUGUGACACCUGCUUUGACAGCUGCACUGGGUGAGGCUAAUUGGUGGCCAAGACAGUUCAAGGAUUCGGAAUGAUAUGGAAUGACCAGCAUUCAAACC